UAUGUAAUGUAAAUAAUACUUUCGAAAUUAUUAUUAUUAAUGAUUAAGUGUUAUUAUUAUUAUUUCGAAAAUAUAAAUACUUUUAGAAUAUUCUGGAUUACGUUGCAGUUUUUAAUGACCGCAGCGUGGCGCAUUUCACUUCGUCCAUAAAAUAUAAUUUUAACGCGUCUGUAACGUAAAAGCCGUUUAAUUCAGUUCUAAUAUUUUUCAAUAUUUACCACAUGAAAUAAGAGCAAAAAGCGGCAGUUUUUAAAUACUCAUUUGUACAUUAAUUAGCGCCAACCUCGUCUUCUUUAUCUGAUACUGUAUUAGUAAAUAAACGCCAUUUUAUAUAAAUAAUACAUGAACCCGUGCAAAAUUAAUGAUAUAACUAUUUUCUACUGAUAAAUAAGAGCAUUUUAUCUAAAAAACGUUAGUUCUCUUAUGAAAUUAUCGUUUGAUAACACUAACGGUACUUAAAGUGGCGAUUUGAAAGCGUGUCGUGCGUCCUGAGAAAGGGUCCGAGUUCGAGUCUUUUUCGGAUCGAACACAACUUUCUGCUAAAAAAAAAAAGUAUCCUUUAGCGUAGACACGUGUAAAUUAAAAUUUCAUAUAUUAUUGGGUAAAUCAUGAUUCAUGCCAUAGUUAUUACGAAUGACAAAGCAACAGAUGGUGGAAGGACGUCAAUAAGCGCAAUUUUAUAAAAUAGUUGAACUAUGAAUGAGUGAAGAUGUAUAGGAAUAGUUGCUGCUUGCAAAAUACUAAGAAUGGAAGCAUUGCUUGUGGAUUUUUCACUUUGGUAUCUAGGUCAUUAGGUGCCAUAUUACUUAUUGUUGGGUUAGUUCAUUUGGAAAGUAUCUCUAUUUACUUGAAAGGAAACGAAAACUUUGUAUACUCUCUACGAAUCGUGUUUUUAACUCAAUUAGUAGAUUGUGUAUUAUUCAUCACAUUCAGUAUUCUACUUAUCCACGGAGUUAGAAAGGACAACUCUUCAUUGAUGUUUCCAUGGAUUAUUUGGAUGAUAAUCGAAAUUGGAGGUCUGACAAUACUCAUUAUCUUAACAUUAAUGGGAAUAACACAGGAAGUGAAACUAUCUGCAAUUCUUGCUACCAUUCUAUUCUCUCUGAUAUUUCUCGGAAUUGAUAUAUAUUGCUUGUUUUGCGUCAUGGCUCAAUAUAAACUGCUGCAAUAUAACCCACCUGCAUAUUCAGUGAUAAUUUGAAAUGUUUCAUCUUUAUUUUUCAGUAUUCUAAAAUCCUGAAAAUGUUAAUUUUUAAGUAAAUAUAUUACAAUAAAAUACAUUUAUAUAUAUAAUGCAUGCAUAAGUUUGUGUGGAUUUUAAUCAGUUCUUGAUGGUAAUUAUUGCAAAUUAAUUAAGCAGAAUAAUUUCUCUUUUUAAUUCUUUUUGUCCCCAAACACUAAGAAAACUCUGCCUUCAUCUCUAUUGUGGGCUUGUCCACAAUAAAGAUGAAGGCAGAUAUUGUGAGAUGUGGGCUCACAAUAGGGUAAAUGGGUAAAAAUUAUGUCCAAUAUAUCCAAUAUUAAAUUAUCUGUGAAUAUU
Messenger RNA from Centruroides sculpturatus (bark scorpion), 1540 nucleotides. RefSeq lists its product as uncharacterized. The transcript has 6 exons. The record is from RefSeq and is a predicted model, not a curated record. The coding region runs from base 710 to 1201 and encodes 163 amino acids. Lineage: Eukaryota; Metazoa; Arthropoda; Arachnida; Scorpiones; Buthidae.